Messenger RNA from Sugiyamaella lignohabitans, 3660 nucleotides. Its product is annotated as putative helicase. The record is from RefSeq and is a predicted model, not a curated record. The transcript has a single exon. Gene Ontology annotation, cellular component: intracellular anatomical structure. Bases 1 to 3660 code for a protein of 1219 amino acids. Gene Ontology annotation, molecular function: protein binding; ATP binding; RNA binding. Lineage: Eukaryota; Fungi; Ascomycota; Dipodascomycetes; Dipodascales; Trichomonascaceae.
AUGCUUUUGCCAGGACCUCAUAAAGAUCUAUGGGCAAAGUUAGACGAUGUCAAAAAGGCAACGCCGCCGAACCAGGUGCCAUUUCUGUAUAAUGCUGAUCCGUUCCAGGCUGAGAGGGAUAAAAAGGUUCAGAAAGCACAGGCUGCUGAUGAGCAUAAACUGAAACAGGAGCAGAGAGAGAAACAGAGCAUUGUAAAUAGUGUCAAGGUUACGUUAAAGAGUGAAGAGCACAGCAGGUCCAGCUCUCCUCAGCCAGCUGGAGGUGAAACUCCAACAACCCCUCCUACUCGUGAAAGACGAGUUCGUUUUAAUAAUGUUCUAGGUAUGUCGAAAACCAGUCGGAGUCUUACUGAGAGUACAAUCCGUAAAUAUCAUGGAUUUCAACUUCAGAGUUCGGAGGUUGGUUCCAAGGCUGGCACGAAUCAUGCCCAGCUGAUGACGACUCUGAAAAAGCUCGGGUUUGAGGACUCACAAGCUAAAGAAGCGCUUGAGAACAAUAGUAGUUUGAGUGGUUCAUUAGAGUGGUUGUUGAUUCACGUCCCAGAAGACGACCUUCCUGAGUUGUUCACGCGAAACAAACAUCUCGGUUCGCAAGCAAAUGUACAAGGAGGAGACUUGAAACUGGAGUAUGCGGUACGCGAGAUUCGCAAGUAUGGAUUUGCUGAAGAGGUUAUUCGUGAUGCUCUGGCUAGAUCUCGUGGUGAUAAACGGUUGGCCAUGGUUUCUCUCACUCAUCGCUUGGUUUCUGGAUCGGACGAUAAGAACUCUGUCGAGACCAGUGAUAGCACGAAUGAAGAAGCGUCUGUUUCUGCGUGGUCCGAUGAAGUUGAAAGUUUGCAAUCAAUCUACCCUGAAAAUGAGUUUAAAAUUGACAAGGAGACUGAUAAAUGUACAGUGUUGGCGAACCUGCAAUCGGCAAACUCCAAGUCGCCCAAGAUUUCUAUCUCGUUCUGGCGCUCUUCAGAUUAUCCUAAUUCUAUUCCUGGAUUAGCUUUAGAAGUUAUUGAGUCCGCCAAGCGUAUUCCCAAUUAUAUCUUGCUUGAUGUGAUUAAACAAGCUGGAACAUAUGCUGUUGAAAAUUUCAGAUCCGAUUUCAUGAUCAUGUCUAUAUGUGAAUGGAUCAAUGACAUGUUUAUGGAGAUAUAUAAAAGCCCGUCCAAGCUGUCGGAGAUUUCUGGAGCUGUCUCUGGAGACUUUGAAAAGUCGCUCAAGGACAAGACUGCUGGUUCAAAAGGAAAGUCCACAAGACACCGUACUUCGAACAAAUCAGCGUUCGGACCCAGCUCUGAAGCGCUAAAACAAGAGUAUGACGAAAAGCUAGCCAAGUCAUCACAACUAAGAUCAAUGAUUGAGUCGCGAAAGGACUUGCCUGCCUGGAAAAAACAACAGCAAAUUGUGGAUCUAGUGACUAAGAACCAAAUCACUCUUAUCACAGGUGAGACCGGUUCUGGUAAAUCUACUCAAGUUGUUCAAUUCGUUUUGGACGACAUGAUCAGCAAGAAUACAGGUUCAGCUUGUAAUAUCAUCUGUACACAACCACGUCGUAUUUCUGCCAUGGGUGUUGCACAGAGAGUAGCAGAUGAACGAGAUACACCAAUUGGCGAGCAGGUGGGUUAUGUGAUUAGAGGAGAGUCAAAGGUGUCAAAUAAUACUAAACUUCGUUUUGUCACUUCUGGUGUACUUCUGCGAAUGAUCCAGACUGACCCAGAAGGUGCUCUUCAAGGAGUAAGUCACGUUGUUGUCGACGAGGUCCACGAAAGAUCUUUGGACAGUGAUUAUCUACUUAUUCUGCUCAAACGUAUUUGCAAAGCAAACAAAAAUUUAAAGGUUAUACUGAUGAGUGCAACAGUCGACCCGAAACUAUUUAUUAACUAUUUCGACAACAAAGUCGGAUAUACCCAUAUCGAAGGAAGAACUUUUCCUGUAGAAGACCAUUUCCUGGACGACGUUAUCAGACAGACUCAAUACAUUCCACGAUCUCUCGAGGACGAUGAAGAUAUUUCGCCCAAUGACAUUGGUAGAAUUAUUGUCGCUCUCAAAGGCGGGGUCGAGUAUGACUUGAUUGUUAAAUUGAUUAACCAGAUUCAUUCCAAUCUUGGCAGUGAUAAAGGAAGUAUUCUUGUGUUCAUGUCAGGUGCUGCUGAGAUUGACAAAUGUAUAUCGACUAUUAACAACUCGUCGAAUGGAUACAGUUACUACGCACUUCCUCUUCAUGCUUCUUUGACUCCCGCUGAGCAAAGAAGAGUAUUUCCAGCUGCACCAGCUGGAAAGCGAAAGAUUGUUGUGUCGACAAACGUUGCCGAGACAUCUAUCACGAUCCCUGAUAUUGUAGCAGUCAUUGACUCUGGUCGAGUCAAAGAGACGGUGUAUGAUCCCCAGUCCAAUGUUGUGAAGUUGGUUGAUAACUGGGCUUCACAAGCUGCUGUUACACAGAGAAGAGGUAGAGCUGGUCGUGUUCAGAAAGGUACUUGUUAUAAGCUGUAUACGGAGAAUAUCCAGCAGAACGAGAUGCUUCCGAGACCAGCACCAGAAAUGGCCCGCGCUCCCCUAGAACAGCUGUAUCUCAGUGUCAAGUCCAUGGGAGUUGGUGAUGUGAGAAAAUUUCUAUCUGAAGCUUUAGACCCGCCUGAGACAGCUGCUUUGGACGUCGCUAGAAACUCCCUGAUCAAGGCCGGUGCGUUAGAGAGUGUUUCUGAUAAUCUCACAUCUCUUGGUAGACACAUCUCGACAAUCCCGGCAGACGUCCGUACAGCCAAACUUCUCAUUCUAUCAGCAAUGUUUGGCUGUUUGUCUACUGGUCUUACUCUGGUGUCAAUUCUCUCUUUGCGUAGCCCGUUUGUAUCACCGCGUGAGAAACGUGAAGAAGCUAAGAAAGCGAUGCUAGGCUUUGAGGGACCUGGCCAUGGAGAUUUGCUGUGUGCUGUGACUGCUUAUGAGCAAUGGUUGGAAAAGCGAAAUACUCUCAGUUCCUCGGGUAUACGAAACUGGGCAAAAGACAACUAUUUAUCGAUUCAAACGUUACACGAUAUCUCAUCUGCCAGAAAACAGUUUCUGUCUAAUCUGCAGGAAAUAGGAUUUAUCUCUUCCAGCAAUGAACGGUCAAUUCCAGCAUACUAUUAUGGACAGGAAGGUAAUGAAGCUUUGAUAAGAGCCAUAAUAGGUGCAGCAAUGAGUCCUAAUCUGGCUGAGAUUGUAUUCCCUGAAAAGACUUUCAAAGCUGUCAGUUCAGGAACAGUAGAACAGGACGCAGAGGCGAAAGGGAUCAAGUUUUUCAAUGAUCAAAUGGAACGAGUGUUUAUCCACCCAAGUAGCAGCUUGUUUGGUGUCAAUAAGUUCCUGUACGAUAGCAAGUACAUUAGCUAUGCUACAAAAAUGUCUACGACAAAGUUAUUUAUUAAUGGACUGACUCCUGUGAGUACAUAUGGCAUGUUGUUCUUUUCAAAUUCCAUAACCGUUGACCCACUUGGUGAGGGUAUUAUUGUGGAUGGAUGGCUUGGUUUGAAAUGCUGGCCAAGAGUUGGUAUUCUUGUUCGACUACUCAGAAAAUUGUUCAAUUCGUUGCUAGACUCUAAAUUUGCUGAUCCGCGAUUAGACAUUUCGAAGCAUGAGAUAAUGGACAUUGUACAGAAGCUAAUUCAGAGCGAUGGUCAAUAUAAAUAG